Oncorhynchus gorbuscha (pink salmon) is the source of this 1814-nucleotide messenger RNA. It is a transcript of the gene cfap276, whose product is annotated as cilia and flagella associated protein 276. NCBI's taxonomy places the organism in Eukaryota, Metazoa, Chordata, Actinopteri, Salmoniformes, Salmonidae. The coding region runs from base 104 to 601 and encodes 165 amino acids. The transcript is spliced from 5 exons. The record is from RefSeq and is a predicted model, not a curated record.
CAUGGUGAGUUAGUCAACAUUCUAGUGCGACAAACAAGGGGAUACAAUUCGGCAAGAGCAUGUGUUUAUCAUCCUCAACAUUGUAACAUUUCGAGCUUUUAUAAUGCCACGAACGAGAGAUCCCUUUCCUUUUCCUAAAACUGAGAACGACUACUCAUUGACUGGGGCAAGGCAAUGUCAGAAAGAGCCAUUUGAUAAACCAACUCACAUAGCUCAAAAUGACGAACCGUGGAGUCGUCUAAAUGACAGGACUACUCUAGCCAGCAUUAGGAGGAAUGUCCGGUAUCAUGACCGGCAGGCACCUAAAGACAGCCUAGACUUCCAUUUGAAAUCAACCUAUGACCACCACCAAGAGUUCCUCAGUAGUAAGAACCAGACCUUAUACCAGAGGGAGACUUUUACUGACGACCAUGGGAGGACUCUGAAGAACCGUGCAAAACAUGAAGCGCCCUUGUGUGAAACCAAGACAGAAGUUAAAGUAUGGAUGAACUCACAGAAGUCUUCCAUCUACAGCAUUGAGGGAACAAUAGAAUCUCAUCACAACGCCUCUACUAACAGGGGAUACUCUAGGAAGCACGACGGAGGAUUCUACUCCACCUAAUAAUACUGUCACACAACUCACUCAGUGGGCGAUGGACAUCACUGAACUUCCAGUGAACUACCCCCCUACACAAGAUCAUUACUAUAUUUAAGUAUUCAAGUCGCUGAAACAUCUUAAAAUAUAAGCAUUCCUUAACUUUGACAGCAUAGUUGAAUGGUGGUUGCAUUUUCAGCACAGAAGCCAACAGUUGUGUGAAAGUAUGAACCUUAUAACAUCAAAAUGUUUGUUUGGUUGCACAUUGAUCAAGUGUUUGUUGCCACCCAGGCUUUAAAAAAAAUUGAGAUGAAGCAGUAGAGCCACUGCAUUUCUGUUAUAAAACUAACCUGGCACACGUGUUUCCCUUCUCUCCAUAAACGCUCACUACUUUUGUCCUUAUCUCCAUUAUCUGGCUAAAAUAAUUGUGCACUUGUGAUCUAGCUUGCCUGGACAAGGGUUGGCUUGCGAGCUAGCCAGAAAACGUUGGCUAAGAAGCUACAACAGUGUUAAUUAUAGUCUCAGGCAGUAAUUUAUAGCAGAUCAGAAUCGCUGUUAUACUCAUUGGCCAGUGUGGAGAAUGAGGUAACACUACAAAACUCCUCGGCACUAGUAUAUCUGAUCGAGUCAUCACUUCUGACCACAAUUUAUGACAUGCUCAUUGCCUCAGGAGCUCGCAUGUCGGGUACUAUCAUUUCAGAAUCGGGGCAAGGUCAAACCCCAACCGGAUCAAAUCAGACCACUGUGUAGAACUAUAAACCUAAAACAAUCACACACACUCAUUCAGACACACUCAUUCAGACACACUCAUUCAGUCACACUCAUUCAGUCACACUCAUCCAGUCACACUCAUCCAGUCACACUCAUCCAGUCACACUCAUUCAAUCGCACACAACACGCACAAACAUAACACCAUUCAAAUAAAACUGACAGUACUACCGCGUUGUUGAAUUUAUAGAGCGCAGAGAAUCAUGGGAACUCGGAGGAAAGAAAGGUUGGAGUAAAAUAAUAGCGUGCCCUCGUGUGGCCAUCAAUGGUAAUGUGGGCAUGCCUUGUAAUGAGUAGGCCUACAUUAGCUUGUUUAUAAUAAACCACACAACAUACAGAGUACUAGUCAACAUUUUGACUAGUACUCAUUCAAGGGUUUUUCUUUAUGGAAUCAUGUAGUAACCAAAAAAGUGUUAAACAAAUCAAAAUAUAUUUUAGAUUAUUCAAAGUAGCCACCCUUUGCCUUGAUGAC